UCACGUCGCUCUUGCGUUCGUAUGUCGGCAAAGUGGGAGUAAAUUUUGCUAAAACUCUGCAGUUUUCGUCAAUUUGUCCGAGAUAUGGGGUCUUCUAAGAAGCAUAAGGAGAAAGACAAGGACAGAGAGAAGGAUAAGGAACUCGAGAGGGAGUCCAGAAAGAGAAAGAAGGACAAAGAUCGCUCAAGAUCUAGGUCAAGAGAGAGGAAGCGUGAAAAGAAAGAAAAAUCCAGAUCUCGGUCGAGAUCGCGAUCUAAGGAGAGAAAACGGGACAAGGAGAGGCACAGGGAGCGUAAGCGGGACAGGGAUGGGAAGGAGAGGAAGAAGAAACACAGGGAAUCGGAAGAAGUAAGAGUGAAAACAGAGCCACAGGAUGAUGAUGAGCCAGUACCAUCCACAUCAGGAGCAGGAGCAGGGGGAGACAGUGCACUCAGCAUUGAGGAGACAAAUAAACUGAGAGCAAAGCUGGGCCUAAAACCAUUGGAUGUUGCAGAUGCUGUAGUUUCAGCUGAGGAGGAGAAAACAGAGAACAAAGAGGAUGUCCACGCACCUGCCAUCAACCUGGGUGAGAAGAAGAAAGCAGAGGAGCUGCGAGAGAAGAUGAAAGCCAUGAGGGAGAAGAGAGAGAUGAACAAGAAAUUAGGGAAGGUGAAGGCCCUGGGUGAUGAUGAUGAGCUGGAUGAUGUGUAG
This is a messenger RNA of Branchiostoma belcheri (Belcher's lancelet), 690 nucleotides long. RefSeq names its product U4/U6.U5 tri-snRNP-associated protein 1-like. NCBI's taxonomy places the organism in Eukaryota, Metazoa, Chordata, Leptocardii, Amphioxiformes, Branchiostomatidae. Gene Ontology annotation, cellular component: U4/U6 x U5 tri-snRNP complex. Gene Ontology annotation, biological process: mRNA cis splicing, via spliceosome; maturation of 5S rRNA. The record is from RefSeq and is a predicted model, not a curated record. The coding region runs from base 85 to 690 and encodes 201 amino acids. The transcript is spliced from 6 exons.